AUGGUUGGACUUCAUAUGAAGAGAUCGAAAAUUAUUAAAGCAUGGAAAAGUGAAGGAAGAGUCACUUCUGUUGAUAGUGAUCCAACUUCACCACGUCCUUCUGAUUUUCUUGAUCAAAUUGAAUUGAGUAUAGUGACAAUUCCUGAUUUGGUGGUUCCUAGGAUUGAAUCCCAGAAUGAUGUUUUGUCAUCAUACAAUACCAACAACCCUUUCAUCAGAUACAAUUCCAUCAAAUUUUUAGGGUUCUUAGUUUUAGGGUAUCUUCUGGUGAUUCAAAUUAUUGGCAUUGCAUCUGUUUUGAUCUAUUUAGCCCUAAUUUCAAGUGCAAAAGAUGUGUUAAGAAAAAAAGGGCUUAAAACCUUAACUUUUGCCAUUUUUACAGUAGUGUCAACUUUUGCUAGUUGUGGAUUUGUACCGACAAAUGAAAAUAUGAUGGUAUUUAGUAAGAAUUCUGGGCUGCUUUGGAUUCUCAUCCCACAAGUUCUUCUUGGGAAUACUUUAUUUCCGUCGUUUUUGCGAUUUUCGAUAUGGGUUUUGGGCAAGAAAUUUAAAAAAGCUGAGGCUAAUUAUUUGCUGAAGAAGACAGCAGAAGUUAAAUACUUGCAUUUGCUUCCUGGGAUGCAUUCUUCAUUUCUGGUUGCUACAGUUUUGGGAUUUAUUUUUAUAGGGUUGAUAUUGUUCUGCUCGAUGGAGUGGAAUUCAGCAGCCUUAAGUGGAUUGAAUACGUACCAGAAACUCGUCGGUGCUCUUUUUCAAUCGGUUAAUGCCAGGCAUACCGGCGAAACUAUUGUCGAUAUUUCAACAAUCGCACCGGCCAUCUUGGUAUUCUUCGUGGUUAUGAUGUACCUUCCUCCAUAUACUUCAUUUUUACCGGUUAAAAGGGAUCCACAAUGGCAAAUAGAUUGCCAAGAGAGGAAGAAUCAAAGAAGAGUUGGAGAAAAUUUUAUAUUAUCACAGCUUUCUUAUUUAUUGAUCUUCAUUAUUCUUAUAUGCAUCACAGAAAGGAAGAAAAUAAAAGAGGAUCCACUCAACUUCAGUGUGUUGAACAUCACACUUGAAGUCAUAAGUGCAUAUGGAAAUGUGGGUUUCACGACUGGGUAUAGCUGUGAUCGUCAACUAAAGAGCGAUCCAACUUGUGUGAGCAAAUGGUAUGGAUUCAGUGGGAAAUGGAGUGAUGAAGGCAAAGUAUUUCUCAUCAUAGUCAUGUUUUUUGGUAGACUCAAGAAAUUCAAUAUGAAUGGAGGUCAAGGAUGGAAACUCUUGUAA
This is a messenger RNA of Fraxinus pennsylvanica, 1266 nucleotides long. NCBI's taxonomy places the organism in Eukaryota, Viridiplantae, Streptophyta, Magnoliopsida, Lamiales, Oleaceae. The record is from the annotation of a GenBank genome assembly.